Messenger RNA from Zootoca vivipara (common lizard), 6977 nucleotides. RefSeq names its product glycoprotein A33 (gene GPA33). Gene Ontology annotation, cellular component: plasma membrane. The record is from RefSeq and is a predicted model, not a curated record. NCBI's taxonomy places the organism in Eukaryota, Metazoa, Chordata, Lepidosauria, Squamata, Lacertidae.
CAAUCCACAAUAUAAUUGGCCCACAGGUGUAGCCCUGAAGUAGCCAAUCACGCAAGGCCCAUUGUGUAAAUAAUGUAUAUAAGCAGAUGGUUUUGGGAAAAGAGCCAUUCGUCUUCUCUUCUUCUCCCUGAUGAAUAUGAGCUGAAUAAAGAGCAUGAAAUUCACUCUCGACUCCGAGUAUAUUUCAGAUCCUAUGAAAGCAGGGCCAGCCCUAUUAUUAGACACUUGUCUCAGGCAGCAGAUUUGGAGAGGAACUGGGCUGGGCUCUCCCCCACCGGCUGUCCAAGUUCACUCUGAGUGUGCCUCCUUGCCAUCUGCUUCCACCGUGCUUCAGUCCCUGUUGCCAGCGGCUGCUUGUCUUAUUUCAUGUGGCAAAAGGGGUUAGGGUGACAAUGUCUGUAUGUUUGCUUACAAAGGAAUUAGUUUAAGUGUGUUUGAUGGGACUGGCUUCCUGUAUGUGAACGUAGGAUUGUAGCCUUGGUUUUGUUUUAAUUUCUGGUCUCUAGACUUGAGAAAAUUCCAGUGCCAUAGACAUUUAAGCCAAAGAAUUCUGGGAACUGUAAUUUAAGGGUAUUGGGAAUUGUAGUUCUGUGAGGGGUAAACUACAUUUCCCCAGGAUUCUUUUUUUUGGGGGGGUGUCUUUUAAAUGUGCUUUAAAUAAAAACACUGGGAAUUCCUUAGUCCCUGACCCCUUCUCUUUAAACUCAGCUAAAUCCCUCAUCAGGUGGGAGAAGUUCAAGGGGUUCCCAGGUUACCUUGGUUACAGAACAAAUAUAGCUUUCUGAUAGGUUCUUAGCAUAUAUGAAUUUUUUAAUAGAAACACUCCCCUCAACUUAAAUUUCAGUGUGCGUGGGGCGGAGUUUUCUGAGUGAGGCAUUUCUCUGCAGUUUCUCUAAAAGGGUUGGGCUCUCUCACUUUCCCCCCCUACCUUUCUUUUUUCUCUCUGAAAGCUGGUCUUAUGACCUGAUUAUAAACCCAUCCUGGAGGAACCGGUUUCUCCAGCACAAUUGAGUUACCUCAGAACAUAAUAAUGUACACUGCAAGAAACAAAAGCCUUGUGGGCACACUUGUUUGCUCCCUGCUGCUCAAGAGCUGAGAGAGGAUCUGAGAGCCCUGGCCAUCAACAGCAAGCUAGCUUUUUCCAUAGAUAGAAGGACUGUCCAGGAAGUUGGACAGGUGCCUCAGGGAUGUACGAUAUAGGAUAAUAUGCAAAUAGAUAGAAUCAUAGAAUUGUAGGGAGCCUUACGGGCCAUCCAGCUUAAUCACUUGCUCAUUGCAGAAAAUUCAGAGUUGUGGCAGCUGUUCACGCCCUCUCCGUAAGCACACCUCAGAAGCAAAUGCAAGUGAAGAGAGGAGAUAAUAUCACCCUACCAUGUACCUACGAAAGCUCUGUCGUUAAUCCAGCUAAGGGGGACAUUGUUGCUUGGAUGAAAAUGCCAGAUGAGGUAGAAUUUAUUAACCGGUACCUUGAUGAUGGUGGAACAUAUAUUAGCAAUGCUUAUAAAGGUCGGGUGAACUUCUCUGGCAAUAUAAAUAAUCGUGACAUUGGCAUCAUCCUCAGUCAGGUGACCUUGAAUGACAAUGGUACCUAUGAAUGCUCAGUCCGAAUCCGCGAUGAUCCUCCCUUGACACAUUCAAGAAUGGAACUUUUGGUCCUUGUGCCUCCAUCCAAGCCAGACUGCAAAAUUAUAGGGACCACAGAAUACGGACAAAACAUUAACUUGACCUGCAAUUCUAUCGAAGGAUCCCCCAAACCCGAAUAUUCCUGGCAAAGCUACAAUCCAGAAAACAAACCACGAGCACUCGUAGGAACAGUAACGCCAGGAGUGCUUAUGCUGAAGAACAUCUCUAUAGACACCACUGGCUACUACAUCUGCCUUUCCAAAAACUCUGUUGGAGACAGUUUAUGCAACAUCACUGUUAAUAUCACACCACCAUCCAUGAAUUUUGCCCUACUUGGUGGAGUCAUUGGUGGGCUUGUUGCUGUUAUCAUUAUUAUUGCUGUUGUGGCUUACUGUUGUUGCUGCAGGAAUGGGAAGGACAAAGACUAUGAGAUGACGGAGACAGAAAAUGGCUAUCAACCACCUGAUGUAAAAAUACGGGGACCUGCUGAAGAGGAGAUUCAGGACGAGGAGCAAGAAGAGGAGCAAGAAGAGGAAGACAGGCACCACCCAGUACAGCCACCCAUUUCCAGAGUGUCUCCAGAGGUUUAAGAAGCUGUGGCCCAGAGAUGAGCAUUUCCAUUUGAGGGGGGGGAAGACUGUUGAUGUUAAAUAUUUCUCUUUCACCUUAACUCAUGUGGCUUUCCAAGACAGUAUAGGCAGCAAGUUUGUGGAGGCCAGGGGUCCCCAAACUAAGGCCCGGGGGCCGGAUGCGACCCAAUCGCCUUUUCAAUCUGGCCCGCGGACGGUUCGGGAAUCAGCAUGUUUUUACAUGAGUAGAAUGUGUCCUUUUAUUUAAAAGGUAUCUCUGGGUUAUUUGUGGGGCAUAAUAAUUUGUUCAUAUAUUUUUUCAAAAUAUAGUCCGGCCCCCCACAAGGUCUGAGGGACAGUGGACUGGCCCCCUGCUGAAUAAGUUUGCUGACCCCUGGUGGAGGCAAAAUCUGACUUGUUUCCUCAUAUGCAUUUAGUGCAUAUCUACUCAUAAGCUCCUUUCCAAUUUGCCCAUCAGUCGCCUCACAAUGGAAAAGGGGGACUCCAGGACAACUGUUAUAUUGUCAAAUUGACAAAUUGAAUGUUCCAUUCAAGUUUUCAUGUGCUGCGAUUUGAAUUAUUGUGGACUGACACUAUCCAGUAUAUAGGAAAACAGGGAUCUCUUUUAUUUCACUUUUCACUAAGUAGGCCACUGCAAUCCAAGAAAAAAGAAAAGAAACCUAGAGCCUUUAGAUGAGCAGUUUAAGACACUAGUUGUUACUUAUUUGUUGUGCAGGAUCUACAUAACACCCCCUAUAACUGUGUUGCUAUUAUCAGAGCAUUAGUUUCCUCAAUAUUCAAACCAGAAGCUGCUGAUUCCUCUGUCAGUGCAUUAUUGUUUCUGCUUUAUGGAGUUAGAUACAACUGUCAUGCACAUCUCUUGGACAAUGCAGACAUGCCCCAUCUCUAUUAUUUUAAAAUGGCUCUGCCCUCUUAAUGGCCAUCCCACAUGUUAGGAAAGGAUCAGACUUUUCCUGCUUUUGGAAUGUAUUUUUAAAAAUAUAUCAAUUGCUUGCUACAAGCAUUGUCAUUGCUAGUGCAAUUAGUGGUACCUCCGGUUGCGGACGGGAUCUGUUCCGGAGCUCUGGUCAGAUCCCGAGGUUUCUGCAACCAGAGGUGACUGUUCUGCACAUGCACGCGGCACGUAGAGUGCUUCUGUGCAUGCAGCGAAACCCGGAAAAAUACUUCCGGGUUUGCUGCUUUCGCAACCCAAAGUUUACAUUACCCAAGGGUAACGUAAGCCAAGGUUCUACUGUAUACUGCUAACAAUUUUAUUUAAAAAAAUCACGUGGGGGGGAAAUUAAUUUUCAGCUACUUGGAAAAUCUUUAAUACAUGGGUUACUAAUGAUCCAUUUUCUUAGAAAUUUGCUGUUUUUGAAAUUGCAUUUUUUUUUAAAAAAAAUAAAGUGACACUUCACCACUACUCUAAGCAUUGGCUAUCAUAGCUGAACUCAAACUGAAACAUUACAUUGAAUGAAGCUGCUUUCUUUCCACCCCAUUCUAGUCCAGUACUUGACGCUCAGUCUACAUUAUAUUAACAUGCCUAUAUAACUGCAGCCAUACUGGAUAAUGUAGAAUCUAGCUCACUAGUGCAUCCUUGAGCAUCCUGAAAAUCACAUAUUUGAAAUAUAGUCACCCUAUUUUUCGGUGACAAGUGCCAAGGAGGGGAAAUUCAGCAAAGCUUUAAGAACAUGCCAGUACUUCUGAUGUUUUGAGUACUUACUUCCCAAAGCAAGAUGUCUUCUUUUAGUACACACCAGGUACAGCACAGGGAAAGCUCCCAGUCCCACCAACAUACUGCAGACAACAGAGUGCACUAUGACUAUAACUAUAGGCCACACAGAGGUGGGGCCUAGGCAAGGAACAGUAGAGCAGGCAUCCCCAAACUGCGGCCCUCCAGAUGUUUUGGCCUACAACUCCCAUGAUCCCUAGCUAACAGGACCAGUGGUUGGGGAAGAUGGGAAUUGUAGUCCAAAACAUUUGGAGGGCCGAAGUUUGGGGAUGCCUGCUAUAGAGGUUAGAUGUGUAUCACUGCAGUAUCUGAUCAACAACUAACCUAGUUUGAAAUAGACGCAGUGAGUCAGGAUCGGAAAGGGUGGAUGGGUGGAUAGAUUUUGGCAUCUACCACAGAACUCUGUCCUCAACAUACAGCUUGCUUUGCAAUGCAGUCCCUGUAGUCCUUCACUAUUCUUGCCCUUGACUAAAUAUCUCAGUUCUGCAAAAACUGUUAUCUUUGUUAUUCAAACAAGUUAGUAAAUUUAUGCUCUUUUUCCUAAUUGCCAAAUACAAAUUAAGAGCAGACCUCACAAUGGGGCACUGAAACAUUAAUUUCAUUUCAACAAAGGAUGCUUAGGACCUAUCAUCACUAAGGAAGAUUACAAGCUUUGUUGUCUGCUCCAUUUUAGCUCCACUCUUUUCCAAGCGCUUUUCAGAAAACAGACUUAUAGAAUCAUACCAGGGGGGGGGGAUGCUGCCCUUACUAACUUUGAAAUCCUUUAUGAUGACAUGAAGUAGUAAAAGGAAUGAAAGCCUGAACAAAGCUGAAUAGGAAAUCUGCCGAAUCAACAUGUAACACAUAAAAAUGUCAAUGCUUUAUGUUCCGGAAGCAGUAACACAUGUGCAGGUGGGUCUUACUGAAAAGAGAAUUUGAUGACACAGAAGCAUCAAUCAGAUGGAGAGAAGGAAAGGCCUCUAAAUUCCUGGCAAUGAACUUCCCCUCCCAGGUUAAAAAAGCCCUGCCCUUUAUGAACUUAACUUUUAGGGUCACAAUCCUGCUGGAGGUUUCUUUGUUGUACCCACUAGGAGAGGGACCUUUCCUCCACUGUGUCUAUUUCCAAUCUGACAAGUGACCAUUCCUGCUACUUUACCGGUAUUUAUUUAGGAGCUGCCACUACAUGGGUUUGGAACUGGAAUGCACCUUCACUUGUAACAUUGAGCCCUGGGACAGUUAUGGUUUACACUUCAUCACAUGGCCAUGGUCAAUAUCCCUACAGUAAUUUCCAGUGCUGCAGACACACCAAUGAAGAAUUCAAGUUGGAAAGCUGCCAGUUCAGAGGUAGACUUACAGGAUCCAAAUUUAAGGCAGUAGUGUCAUAUAUUACAUCACAGUCAUCUUUUUUAAAAUCAACACCUGCUCCUUUUCACCAUUGCAUAGUGUUGCUAUCUAGUACCUGCACACCCACAAUAUCAUGCACAACCUUAGCCAACAAAAUCCAGGAAGCUAGUCAUACUGGCAGUGUCUCAUGAGAUAUGGGAGGUUACUUUUUACAUUAGGGAAGCUCUCUCUAAACAGGACACACACACUUCCUGCUUCUGAAGACCCUCCCAAGUUCUCAGAAGAGAACAGCAGAAGUGUUUCCUGUUAGGAUAUAAACUAAGCAAGAAUCCUAAACAAAUUAAACAAGAAUCCAACCAAUUAUCUGCAGAAUUGUUGAAGCGUUCACCUCACAAAUGUGUGUGUGUAGAUAGGAUGUGUGUGCAUUUCUGGCCUGGAAUAGGUUUCUAUUGUAGCCCAAAUACAUUGUGCUUGUUUCAUUUGAACUUUCUGGGGCAGACAAUUUUGAUGGUCAUACAAAUGCACACAAACAACAAACCAGGAGAAUUGGUACUACAUGCUGCUCCACUAAAAGGAGAUCUGGAAGAAACUCACAUCCUGGCUUCACCUGCUGUCCUGGGGGUGUGGAAUUGCCUGAAAGUGGCAAUUACAAUAGCUUGUGAGGGUUUAAGUCAGAGCUUGGGAAAAGUGAGGGAACAGAGAUAAUACAAGGUUAAGUUAAUAAUAGCAUUCUUUGUUCUCCUUUAAAGAAGUUUAUAAAGCGACUCUCAUUAGCUGCUUGGGUAUUAUCAGGAUAUCAGGGCUUCAUGGAUAUCGCAGACAAUACCUUGCAGGCAGGCAGGCAAGCAAUAGCCACUGAAUCAAAAGUCUAAAUGAGCACUUUCCAAAGUUUCCUCCUCAGAUCUCCUCUCAAUAAGUUUCCAGCUGUCAUGCUGCACAGAAGACUCUUCCUUCAGAUGACAAGCUAGUUAGUUCUAUGUUUGUCACACUCAGCUAUCAGCUAGGAAUAAAAUCCCCUCGUUUGCAAAGAUGCUGCCUGUAAUUGCUUUCAGGUGCACAUGGACCCAGCUUAUUUAUACAUUUGGCUGCUGAUAAUUACGCAACGUAGACUAGUUCACAGGCCAGUUGAGUCGUUUUAGGCCUUAUGCCUUAUGCCCAAGGACUUAAUUUGUGCCACAGCUCAAUCCUGGAAUAUAUAAAAACCACAUAAAGGACUCAUUUACUUCACCACACACAGGGCAUUAGGGAGUGUGUACUAUUAAAGAUACAAACUACAGCUCCAUCAAGUUUGCAUCCUGAAAUCAAGAAGUGUGCAAUCAUUCAUUCAUUCAUUCUGCACCUUUCCCCUAGAACUGGGACUCAAAGCAGGUUACAAAAAAGUAAACCAAAUACAGAUAUAAAAUACACAUAGCUUAAAACAUUUAAAGGUUAUUUUAAAAAAGUAAUUAAGCUAUAUAUGGAUUUUUUUAAAAAAUGUAAAAAAAAACCCUAUUAAAUUGCAGGUUACAUACACAUACACACCUCCCAGUACAGCACACUAUCAAGACCACUUUAAAAUCAAUCAAUUCUCAAAGACCUCCUGGAAUAAUAGUCUUUGCCUGGAGGGAGCCAGUCUAGCCUCUCUAGGGAGCUGCCACUGCAAAAACACUCUCCCAGUUUCUUUUAGAUAGCCUGGACCUAAGCCAUACAGGGCUUUAUAGGUAAAAACCAGUACUUUGAAUUGUGCCCCA